Messenger RNA from Bemisia tabaci, 1047 nucleotides. RefSeq names its product cholesterol 7-desaturase nvd-like. Lineage: Eukaryota; Metazoa; Arthropoda; Insecta; Hemiptera; Aleyrodidae. Gene Ontology annotation, cellular component: cytoplasm. The record is from RefSeq and is a predicted model, not a curated record. Gene Ontology annotation, molecular function: 2 iron, 2 sulfur cluster binding; oxidoreductase activity.
AGUAGUACCUGGUGCGAAUAUGCAAAUAUGGAUGAUUGGGGUGUAACAGUUAAAGUCUCUCGCGUAUGUACUUCCGUAUUUUCUUUCGUGCUCCAAUCCUCGUCUCUAUUUUCAAACGCCAUUCACGAACGAAACGUGUCAUUCAUUGUUCUAAACUCUCCGCCUGAGAAAACCGCGCUGGAAAUGCAUUCAAUUUGGACACUCUCGUCAGAGGAAGAUAUUCUUACACAAGUUGCAAUGACGAUGGGCAGUUGGAGUGCCUUCAGUAUGCGGUAUUUCACUGUCUACGUUGAUUUACUCUCGAAAACGGGUCCUCUUUUCGUCUUGCUAUCUCUUGGAGUCAUCUAUAUCUUGUACUACCUCUACCUCCUCAGUCGACCACUAAAUUUAAUUUCCGAUUUGACCGGGGAGAGGAGUGAUAGAUAUUUCCGACUUCCCGCAAAAAAUGAUGCGAUGGCCAAAGAGCAUUUCAGAAGUCGAUUGCAACAAGAACGAGGGUCUGGAAAACUUCCAAUAUAUCCAAACGGAUGGUUUGGUAUACUCGAAUCCUCAGAAAUUGGCCGUAACGAAGUUAAAUACGUCACAGCUUUGGGCGAGAAUUUUGCUGUUUUUCGGGGGUCAGAUGGAAAAGUACAUGUAGUCAAUGCGUGUUGCAUCCAUUUAAGAGGAGACGUGGACGUAGAAGGGACACCUAGGAACGAUUGCUUGGAAUGUCCUUCCCAUGGAUGGCAAUUCAGUGCAGAAACGGAAAACUGGAAGAAUAUCCCACGUAUCGAAAAAGGCAGGAGGAAAAAAAAAAUAUCAGGGAUCAGGAUCCAGGAUCAAGUUAAAGAAAUAGAGGACAACUGGACCAGUGACUGGCUUGUAUUUAGAAGUAGAGUACAAUAGAGUCGCUAAGUACUGAAGCGCAGAAGUCACUUUUUGAGUUUGUUUUACUGUCCAGUGCUUCUAUGAUUAGUGUGCAGCGACUGCUGAUGCCACAUGCGGAGAAUCCCAGCUCGAGGCUUCACUUGAAAAAUAUAGAUAAAAAAAGAUGUAUUUCGUACA